This is a messenger RNA of Salmo salar (Atlantic salmon), 4483 nucleotides long. RefSeq lists its product as uncharacterized. Gene Ontology annotation, biological process: regulation of ARF protein signal transduction. The record is from RefSeq and is a predicted model, not a curated record. NCBI's taxonomy places the organism in Eukaryota, Metazoa, Chordata, Actinopteri, Salmoniformes, Salmonidae. Gene Ontology annotation, molecular function: phospholipid binding; guanyl-nucleotide exchange factor activity; protein binding.
CCCCCACGCCCCCCCAUCUCCCUCCCCCUCAUCUUGGCUAAUCAUGAGGUGCAGCACGUGGAGGUGGAGCUGGUGACUCCUCACCCAGCUGUGGCGGGGGGCGUCGCCCAAGACGGGCAUCAUCCGGAUGACCCUCAAGUACUCGGAGACGGACCUGGAUGCCGUGCCCCUGCGCUGUUACCGUGAGACCGACAUCGAUGAGGUGCUUUUGGCUGAGCAGGAAGACGCCGACUCAGCAUUUGGCAGUAACCGUAGCGUGAAAAGCACGUCGGGUACAGACAGCAGCCCCCUGGGUGUCUGUCCCUAUGAGAGCACAAGCGCGGAGGAGGAGGAGGUGGAAGGAGAGGAGGAGGAAGAGGAGCUGGAGGAGGAGGAGGAGGUGGUGAGCUGGGCCUCAGUGAGGAUGCAAGGGGACAUUAAGAGACAGCAGCAGCAGCAGGUGAUUAGUCAGCUGCUGAAGAGGCCGUUGGACAGUUUCUUUGACAACCUCCCGGCCCUCAAGUCACCCGUCCUGGUGUCGGGGCCUCGCCUUGCAGGCACCUCCGACGACAGCUUCAGCCGCCAUUUUGAGAGCAUCAUGGAGUCACACCGCGCCAAGGGCACGUCCUACGGCAGCCUGGACCUGGACAGUGAGGAGCUGCUGACCUCCAGCACACAGACCGUCCUGACCUUUGACCUCCCCACGCUGACCCCAGAGAUUCAGGGGGGUCAGAUGAUCUGUCAGAGCGCCCGGCAGAUUGUCAAGCUGAGCUUCGCCCCAUUGGCCCACUGCGAGAGGGGGACAAGCCUAUCAGAUUCCAUCGUCACGGUGACGGGAGACUCGGACGCCACGCGUGCCCCCUCCAGCGAAAGGCUGAGUAGUAGCCCGGAAGACACGCCCCUGAGAGGGGGAGGGGGCGGGGCACGGAUGCUGGGGAGCAGCUGGUACAGCAACCCCACAUUCUCCUUCCCUAGGUCAGUGAUGUCAUACAGCAGCAACCCCUCCCUCUCUUUCCACAGGGAAAAGGCUCGUCUGGUGACAGACUCAGAGCUGGACCAGGACCUCAGUGAGCUGCUGGGCCUGGGGAGCAGCGACACCCUCACCAAUGGUAACCGUGCCAACGGGGAGGCCGCUAAGCGCCUGGCCAAACGUCUCUUCACCCUGGACGGCUUCAGGAAGUCCGACGUGGCCCGCCACCUCAGCAAAAACAAUGACUUCAGUUGUAUGGUUGCAGAAGAGUAUCUACACUUCUUUAACUUCAAGGGUCUUGCUGUGGACCAGGCUCUGAGAGCCUUUCUCAGACAGUUUUCCCUGAUGGGGGAGACUCAGGAGAGAGAGCGGGUGCUGGCUCACUUCUCCAGGAGAUACCUGCACUGUAACCCCAAACUUAUACCCUCUGAGGAUGGUGUCCAUACCUUGACCUGUGCCCUGAUGCUGCUAAACACAGACCUGCAUGGCCAUAACAUUGGCAAAAGGAUGCCCUGCACACAGUUCAUUGGCAACCUGGAGGGUCUGAAUGAGGGUCAAGACUUUUCCAAAGACCUUCUGAAGGCUCUGUACAACUCAAUCAAGAAUGAGAAGCUUCAAUGGACAAUCGACGAGGAGGAGAUGCGGAAGUCUUUCUCAGAGCUGGGGGACACCAGCCAGGCAGACUCCACCUCUAAACACAUGAAGAGCAUGGCCAGCGGCGGGAAACCCCUAGUGGCCAUGGCCCAGCCCUCAGGAGCCCUGCUGUACAAGAACGGCUUCCUGGUGCGCAAGGUGCACGCCGACUCAGACGGCAAAAGAACACCGCGUGGAAAAAGAGGAUGGAAGACGUUCUAUGGCAUUCUGAAAGGGCUGAUUCUCUACCUACAGAAGGGAGAGUACCGGCCAGAUAAGCAGCUGUCGGACGAAGAUCUGAAGAACGCCGUGUCCAUCCACCACUCUCUGGCCAUGAGGGCUGCCGACUACAGCAAGAGACCCAAUGUGUUCUACCUCCGCACCGCCGACUGGAGGGUCUACCUCUUCCAGGCACCAAGUACAGAGCAGAUGCAGUCGUGGAUCACACGCAUCAAUACGGUAUCAGCCAUGUUCUCGGCGCCACCUUUCCCUGCAGCCAUUGGUUCACAGAAGAAAUUUGCCCGACCGCUGCUGCCAAGCUCCACCUCCAAACUGUCACAGGAGGAGCAGGUCCAGUCCCAUGAGACUCGGUUCCGGGCCAUCUCCACUGAACUGGCUGAGCUGCGCUCGUAUCCUCCAGACCGAAAGGUCAAAGGUCGCGAGCUGGAGGAGUACCGCCAGCGAGACGAGUACCUGGAGUUUGAGAAAACACGCUACGGUACCUAUGCCAUGCUGCUGCGGACCAAGAUCCGCUGCGGCGAGGAUGACCUGUCCGUAUUCGAGGUUCAGAUCCUGGAGGACAAUGGGCUGCAGCGCGCCCAUUCCAGCCCCACGCUGCAGGACUUUAGCCAGGCCUCCCAGGGCAGCAGCACCAAGGAGCCAGUGGGCUGCAGUGGCAUAGGAAAAGGCUCAAAGCACACCGAGGGCCAGAGAUACAGCUACCGCCAGGCUGUCAAGAAGUGAGGCAGGGCGGGGCGCCGGGUGGUGAUGACGUGGCAGGUUUGUCUCCCUGCGCAAGUUUUUAUUUGAAAUCCAGUGGAGGGGGCUUAUAAGAGCUUGAAAAGGAGAGGGGUGAGAGUGUACUGUAUACACCAUGCCCCCCCCCCAUGGCGCCCCCACCCGGCACCCCCGAUCUCCUCGGCCAAUAGGGGAGGUGCAGCGGUGCAGAUCCUAUGACUGGCCAAUGCCAGCGGUGCGUUGGGACAGGAGGGAGGGAGGAGCGUUGGAGAGGUCAUGUAGCUUGGAAAGAAGGUAUUCCAGAGAAGGCUUGCUGCAUACGUUAAUAGACGGUACCAUACCGUAUGGUAAGACAGAGGUUCCUCCCGUAAGCAGUAACGCCGCCGUACAGGGACUCCCAUCCAGCAUCUUUUUCUUUCCUUUUCUUUCAGGGCACCUCUCCCACAAACCCCUCCUACAGCCUUUUUUCUUGAAAUGUUUUCCUCUGAUUUGGGACCAAACAUGUUUACACGUUUGACACAUUAAGUCUCAGAUGACUGUGCUAUUGAUUUGAACACAUGUUACAGUACUGUAGUAACAGGAGCUAGAUCCUCGACUCAUUGCAUUUGCCGUUCCCUUUUUUUCCACGACAUCUGGGUGUGUCCACAUUCCAUGAGGGAGGCUAACGACCAGGGUACUUACAGCUCCUGAACUCUUCUUUGGGGCAAAUGUGAUGGCAACAAGGUGGCUCUAGUGGAUCAGAAUGGCAGUGCACUACACACCCGGAUCCACGAUGGAGGCUCAGUUGCAGCCCUCCCUCCUGGCCCAAGUCAGGGCGAGAGACUAUGCUCUCGUGACUUCAGACCGCUCCAAUCUCUGCCCCCUCUCUCUCUGUUCCCCUGUUCUCACAUUCUCUGUCUCAGAGAGGGGGUAACUGUGGCUCCCCUCUCUAUCAUCUUUUCCAAAUGGGUUGUCAGAGUGGUUGAUGUCAUUUGAGCCACACUAGUUUACUACUGUACAGCUACACACAAGUUAAAAAAAUGUAAUUGUACUUAAUAAUCCUCUCAGCAAGAGAGGCCCAUUGUUUCUUAAUUGCUUUUCCUUAAAGGGGCUUUCUGCGAUUAAUAUAUAUGCCCAUUGAUUCUUGAAGAAUAAAACUAUCAAUGCCUCAUGAGCUUAGUUCAACCCAAAAUAUAAACUUGUUUCACUCCUUUGUUUGUAAACAAUGUAAUUGUAAACAAACAUGGUAUAGCCUCAAAACGCCAUCCCCAUCCCUCAGCUGUUUACCAAAUCAGUGGUAGGGUAACCGCUAUGUUAUUGUUCAAAACUGCAGAUUGCCCCUUUAAUAACAGUUGUUAACCCUCCUACCUAGCCAGUUGUUUUAGCUUUGUCUUGCAGCAGGCUUCUUUUUACUACUCUGUGCGUGAAUGUUGUUUUUUCUCAGCAUGCCUGCAUCGAGCUCUGCCUUUUUCUUCUGUUUGGGGAAAAAAAAAUGUUUGGGUUAUGUUGUCUUUGUACCAAUCCUGUUGUAUUGACAUGUCUUCCCUGUUACUCCCUGUGUAAUCACUCGUUUAUAAGACCUGUUUUAACACUCACCAGGCAGACCCUGAAUGUACUUGUUUUUUCAAUAUUUGUACAGCAUUUUACAAUAACCUGUUGAUGUUGGACAUUCUCCCCCUCCUCCUGUGUACUGUUACAAGUGUCAUUAUACAUAAGUGUUAUUAUAGUAAACGUAUGGCAUAUGUUUUCUAAUAACCUGCCAACUACUAUAUUAUGCUUAUAUUGUAUGAUACAUUAUAUAUGUCGUUUUACAAUAUAUCCUGGUGAAUAUGCAUAAAAUAAACAUAGAGUUGAUAUUAUACAUUCCCUGUAUUUAAAUGUCCUGAAAGUGAUCUAUGAUAAUCAUGUGUUUUUACAUAGUAUUCUGUAUGUAAAGGGUCAAUAAAGGCACCAGCACAGUCUUGA